AAAAGCCGCUACUGUUACAGCCCUCUUCUGUCCUCUUCAGUUCUCCUUCGGUGGUAUAAACUCACUCUUCUAAGAUGUCUUUCUUUGGAUCCAUCUGAUUUGUGGAUCUGUAGUUUGAUUUGUGCGAUCUCCUCAAAUCGGCUCCUUUUCUAGCGCAAUUUGAAACUUGACAGAUCCAUAGACAUUAAUUAGAAGCAAUGGAAUAGUAAUUCUUUCGAGCCAAUAUCUGACCCUUUCAAUAAAGCCGUGAAUCUAAUUGAAAUAGCUUUGACAUGGAUCGACCAUUUCACUAAAGUAAUUUGUGUCUAAAUUCUGUGGAGACCUCUACUUUUGCAGAUUAUGUAUUAUCUCCAAAUGAAGCAAACACAGAUUUUAUGGCUAUGACCCCUCAAGAAGCUGACGUUUUGGGUAUCUGGAAUUCAGGGGACCAUAAUACUAACCCAUUUGUUGCGAUUCAGAAAAAUCACGAUGAGACUGAAAGGGUUCAUGGAAGAAAUGUUUCUCUUUCAAUAAAUUCUGGUAGCAGCCCAAGGAUGGAAGAAAUGUAUUGUGAUAGAACUAACAUACUGGAAAAUUUGGACUUGAACCUUAAUAAUAGUCCAGUUGAUGACGGGCAGUUGCUCACCCAAAAUCCAAUUCAUAUGAGUCCAGAGCACUACAACGUGCCGGCUGGCUUUCAUGGCGACGAUGUGGAGACAUCAUUGUGUGCUUCUGUGCCGGAUUUGUUUGAACCCGAGUGUGUUCUUUAUCCAAAUUCUAUAGUGAAUUCAUCUAGCUGUGUUGUAAAAGGCUCAGAACGUCACGAUAGAGCGAGAAAGUCAGUCGAUGUUCGCCGCAUACCUUUGAAGAGGAAGAACAUGGAAGAACUUAUUGGAGAAUCUUCAUCUAAUCAUAAUAAUGCUGGAGACUUGAGCAUUCCAAGCUCAUCAAGGCAUCUGCGUAUUGGAAGCUUUUCAGGAGGAAAUCAGAGUCCAAGUUUCAGCUCUAUGCAUUUAGGAGUUUCUUUUGAAUGCUACCCUUCUUCUAGUUCACAAAGAAAUUUACCAGAAAAAAUUAAUCUUGACUGCCAGAAUGAUGUCUCCUCUUCUCGGUCGCUUUCUGCUACGAGUGGUAACAAUCUAUUUAGUUCUUUGUCGCCUGGUGAACCAUCUUCUUCGCAAAAUCCUAUUUUUCACUUGGCAGAGCAGAGCCAGCCUUACAUGCUCUCUGUUCCUGGUUUGCCUCAUCAUGUUCACCAUUCUCCUGCCAAUUCAGGCAUUGGUAGCUCAUCAAGCAUUGGCAGCUCAUUGGUCCCAGCCUUUAUACAACGGAGAAUGAGACUAUUUGGUUCUCAAGAGGAAGCAAACGUGAGCAGCUUGCCUAGAAAUGACAUCAAUCAACUAUUACAGGAUCCACGAAACUGUAAUCCAUCUAAUUCUAACUUGAGUAUGUCAGGGAAUGGAGUUAGCAUGAGUUCAGGUAUCAUUCCAUCACCAGCGUCUAUCAGUGAACUGAGUGAAACAGUUCUUGUUCAGUACCCCAGAAAUUUAAGUGAGGUUGUACGUAGCUCUUUGUUUCCUUCUAUUGGAUCUGAAUCUGGACAUCAAAAUAGUAGUUUAUAUUUGCAGCAUUCUAGUUCUGCUUCUGCCCAGGAGCUUGGUCAGUCUUCUGGAGCUGUUCGCCAAGGUGAUUCCCCAUUACAUCCAAGGACUGCAGUUUUAACAGAGAGGCAGCGUGGUUUUUCGGCAUUACCAUUGCAUGAUAGGAGCCGAGAUGGGAGAACUAGGAUGCUAUCUGAGAUCCGCAAUGCUUUGGAUCUUAUUCGGACGAAUCUGCAUUUUGAGGACGUCUUCAUUUUCAAUCAGUCCGGGUUCAACGGGCUCGCUGACUUGAAUGACAGGCACAGAGACAUGCGGCUUGAUGUUGACGACAUGUCCUAUGAGGAGCUAUUGGCGCUCGAAGAGAGGAUUGGUUAUGUCAAUACUGGACUUUGUGAGCAGACAAUUUUGAAGUUCUUGAAGAAACGGAAAUACUCGCCUUGCGAGUUGGAGGCAGCAGCUUCGGAGCAGGAGCCCUGCUGUAUCUGUCGGGAAGAUUACAAGGAAGGAGAGGCAAUUGGCACACUGAACUGCAGGCAUGAUUUUCACACUGAUUGCAUCAAACAAUGGCUAAUUAUCAAGAACUUGUGCCCUAUUUGUAAGACGACAGCUUUAGUGGAAGGUGGCCGCACAAUCUCUGAUGGGACAAAAUGAUUCAGCUUCAGUAUUAUUGAUUUUUCACUUUUUUCAUAUUUUAAACAUUUCCUAGUAAAGUGCAAAAAUAGUCCCCAACUAUUUGUAUGUGGCCUUUGGUCCCAAAGUUUAUAUCUGAGAUGAAAUAAUUUCCAUGAUGGAAUAUAAGAGCUCAAUUUUAAAAUAGUCAGGGAUUAUUUUUGCAUUUUUAUAAACCCAGGGACUAAAACAGUCCCGUACAGAUAGUCAGGGUCUAUCUUGGCACUUUACUCGACAUUUUUAGAUGUUCAUAUGUCCAAAAUUAAUUAACUUUGCUCCAUUUGAACUGGAAGUUCUUUGUUUUUGGACUCUCACCAAUUGUGAAUCUGGGUGGCUCAGAAAUAUGGAGAUGAUACUUGUUGUGCUAUUAAUUUAUCAUGAAUUUAUGCU
This is a messenger RNA of Phalaenopsis equestris, 2639 nucleotides long. RefSeq names its product probable E3 ubiquitin-protein ligase HIP1. Gene Ontology annotation, molecular function: ubiquitin protein ligase activity. Bases 375 to 2231 code for a protein of 618 amino acids. Lineage: Eukaryota; Viridiplantae; Streptophyta; Magnoliopsida; Asparagales; Orchidaceae. The record is from RefSeq and is a predicted model, not a curated record. The transcript is spliced from 6 exons.